Messenger RNA from Topomyia yanbarensis, 1223 nucleotides. Its product is annotated as probable enoyl-CoA hydratase. The coding region runs from base 149 to 1138 and encodes 329 amino acids. The record is from RefSeq and is a predicted model, not a curated record. NCBI's taxonomy places the organism in Eukaryota, Metazoa, Arthropoda, Insecta, Diptera, Culicidae. The transcript is spliced from 2 exons.
AAUAUCAAUAAAACUGAACGAUAAUCAACUCGGCACAGAAUUAACAAUAACGAAGUCAGAAGACUUUGAACCCAACAAAAUUGAUAACAAUUCCAGAUAAUAGUUAAACACAAGUGUAGUGCCUGUUUAUCACAUCUUCCGCUUAGCAAUGUGGCCUGUCAUAAAAGCCUCCCUUCGUUUCACAUCGAUUUCGCGCGGAACACGGAUCCUGCGGCUCUGUUCCACCAUACCACCAAAAGAAGAAGUUAGUGCACCGGAUCAAAAGCCGGCAGAAGAACCAUCGAUCUUGGUGGAAAAAAUGGAAAAUAUCACUAUGAUCGGACUGAACAAACCGGAUAUCCGCAAUGCCAUCAAUUCCGAAAUGGGUAGACAACUAAGCGCGGCAGUUGAAGCCUUUGAAAACGAUGAAACAUCUGCGGUCGGAAUUCUGCAUGGGAUCGGAGGUUCUUUCUGUGCCGGAUAUGAUCUUACCGAACUAGCAAAUCCGAAUGUCAAACCGCAGUCCAUCAUUCUUCAGCGAGGAGGUGUUAUGGGUCCGACCAGACGUAAUUUCAAAAAGCCGAUGAUUUGUGCCAUUUCCGGAUAUUGUGUCGCAGGUGGUCUCGAACUGGCGCUUAUGUGUGAUUUACGCGUCAUGGAGGAGAUAGCCAUCCUUGGGCUCUACAACCGGCGAUUCGGUGUGCCACUGGUGGAUGGUGGAACCGUUCGGCUUCCAGCUUUAAUCGGUAUAUCCAGGGCCAUGGAUCUGGUGCUGACGGGACGGCCCAUUCGGGCUAAGGAAGCAUUGCAAAUUGGCCUGGUCAAUCGGGUGGUGGCGGUUGGAACGGGUCUCGGUCAGGCUUACAAUCUAGCGACAACCAUCGCCAAAUUUCCACAGGAUUGCGUUAAUCACGAUCGAACUUCGAUGUAUUAUUCGGCUUUUCAGGCCAAGUCGCUGGAAGAUGCAAUGGACUACGAGGUGCUUUCGGCGAAUGAGAAACUGCUGACGCAGGCUGUGACCGGGGCGGAACGGUUUCUGCAGGGAGUAGGAAAGCACGGAAAGUUUACCGAUAUCAAGGAGAGAAUCAUUCCGGAUUGGGAGAAGGAAGAAAUCGCACAUGAAAUGGCAGCGGCGGCUAGGAAGAAGCCGUCGCAGUGACGGUUCCGAGGAAGGUGAUGAAAAUUAAUACUGUUUUGUUUUGUAAGUAUUAGAUAAGACUGUUGAAAAUAUACUAUAGAUUUUA